UCAGGCACAUGCGGGUCACCCGGAGCGUGGACAACGUCCAGUUUCUGCCCUUUCUCACCACGGACGUCAACAACCUGAGCUGGCUGAGUUACGGGGUCUUGAAGGGAGACGGGACCCUCAUCGUCGUCAACGCCGUGGGUGCUGUGCUUCAGACGUUGUAUAUCUUGGUGUAUCUGCACUACUGCCCUCGGAAGCAAACCUUGCUCCUACAGACUGCAACCCUGCUGGGAGUCCUUCUUAUGGGUUGUGGCUACUUUUGGCUCAUGGUGCCUGACCCUGCCAGCCGGCUUCAGCAGCUGGGCCUCUUCUGCAGUGUCUUUACGAUCAGCAUGUACUUCUCACCGCUGACUGACUUGGCCAACGUCAUUAAGACUCAGUCAACCCAGCGUCUCUCCUACUCGCUCACCAUUGCCACCCUCCUCACCUCUGCCUCUUGGACCCUGUAUGGGUUUCGACUCAGAGAUCCCUACAUCACGGUGCCCAACCUUCCAGGAAUCUUCACCAGCGUCAUCCGCCUCUGGCUUUUCUGGAAGUAUCCCCAGGAGAAAGAUAAGCAGCACUAUCGGCUCCUGCAAACCUGAGUCAUCUCACCGGACCAUUGGGCACUUUGAUGGCAACCUAAUACCAAAGAGAGGCCCUCAUUUCAGCUGUUCCUGUUGACCAGCCCCACGGGUAUAGUGGGUUGUGGGAAAGAAAGACGGAUGACUUUGUGAAUAGAAGAACCAAAGUGAGAGCUCUACCGAGAAGAUGGUGUGGGACCUGGGAGAUGAAUGGCUUUUAUUUUUAUGAGAGAUUAUUUUUUUAAUUUUGGAAGUUGGGGUGAUAGCUUUAGAAUGUGCCUUAAAAUAAACUGUUCCUCACCGC
This is a messenger RNA of Trichechus manatus latirostris (Florida manatee), 864 nucleotides long. It is a transcript of the gene SLC50A1, whose product is annotated as solute carrier family 50 member 1. Gene Ontology annotation, molecular function: sugar transmembrane transporter activity. The record is from RefSeq and is a predicted model, not a curated record. NCBI's taxonomy places the organism in Eukaryota, Metazoa, Chordata, Mammalia, Sirenia, Trichechidae. The transcript is spliced from 5 exons. Gene Ontology annotation, cellular component: membrane. Bases 9 to 581 code for a protein of 190 amino acids. Gene Ontology annotation, biological process: carbohydrate transport.